AUGACCACGACACCACCCCUCGCGACGGGUGCCAACCCUCCGAUUCCCGCCGAACAGCUCGCCGCACUUACAUCGCUGCUGUCGGGUCUCACCGCUGCCGCUUCCGGCACUGCCACACCCGCCACGACGUCCGGCACCACUCGCACUGCCUUUCCAAAGCACGCACGCUUGGAUGGUGCGAAGACCUUCGCGAACUGGACACGCCAACUUCGCCUGUGCCUAGCGGACGACAUCCGCUCGUACGUCCUCGACGGUAUCGCACCCGACGACUGGACACCUUCGCAACGCUCCGCUCGCGACGCCGUCGCUCGUGAGGUCCUUGCGAAUUCGAUUGACUCGGCCGAAGUCUCGGCAGUCCUCGACAAAAUCCCUACCGCCGACCUGACAGCGCCGACAAUCUACUCGACGCUGAAAUCGCGGUACGCCCCUGACGACGCCACCCGCACGCUCGAGCUCUUCUCACGACUCUGGGGUUUCCGUCCCAUGCCCGGCACGGUUGCCGAAUUCGACGGGUGGAUCAUGGACUUCAAAGCCGUUGCGCAAGAGAUCAUCGACACAAAGACAACUAUCAAUGAUGUUCUCGCCACACUCCUCCUUGCAAUCGCCCACCCGUCCCUCGAGAGCUUCAAGGCGUCGUUCACCGAUGAACAGCGCACGCAACGAACUCUCCCCGACAUUGAUUCGCUUGCCGACCGUAUGCGAGUCCAACUUCGGUCAACGAACAUCCCCAGCACUCAAUCGGCCCUUCUUGCCUCGUCGUCGUCACGUUCUACUCGUCUCAAGUGUCUCGCCUGUCGCAGCCCUUCGCACCGAGUCGCGGAGUGCCCUACGAGGGCGCAACACCCGCCGCCAGGACCCUGUCGCUCCUGCAAGAAGAAGGAUCACUGGUCUCUCGACUGCAAGAAGGCGCUCGAGGACGGCAAAAAGCCCGACACCGCUGACUCGACCGUCGACUCGCAACACCAUGUCGGAUGUCUCGCCACCGGUCUUCUCGCUCGUCGUCGCCAGCUUCGCAACCACUCUUUUGUCGUCGACUCGGGCGCCACUUCGCACAUGGUCUCGGACAAGUCGCUGUUCACGACCUAUCGCCAUAUCGCUCCUACGAAGAUUGGUGGUAUUGCAGGGGGCAUCAACGCCAUCGGAACGGGAAACAUCGCCUUCAUUGCCGCCUCGGGUCAUCCGAUCACGCUUACCGGCGUGCUGCACACUCCGGGCCUGUUUGUCAAUCUUCUCUCGGUCUCUCGACUUUGCGACACCGACGAUGUCCGUGUCGCCUUCACAAAACACGGCAUCCACAUUGACAAGGACGGCAACGACAUCGCUGAAGGCGCACGACUCGACGAAGGGCUCUACUUGCUGGACGCUGAUCAUUCCAAAUGUCAGCACCUUGCUCUCCUUUCUCGCUCACAGUCGUCCGUGCCCCUGCUGACUCUCCAUCGCUGCCUCGGCCAUCUCGCACCGUCCUCCAUACAGAAGAUGGUUGCCGCUGGUUUGCUGGAGGGUCUCAGGGCCGGAUAUAGUGACGAAGAGGUAGAGAAGUUUGUCUGCAAUGCUUGCCUCAGCGCAAAGGGCCAUCGUCUUCCCUUUCCCGAUUCGGAUUCGCACUCCUCAGAGAGACUCGGCCUUGUACACAGCGAUGUGCUUUCCUUCCCCGAGCGGUCCUUGACUGGCAAACGUUACCUGGUCACAUUCCUUGACGAUUACUCGCGCAAACUCUGGGCCUACGCAAUCGGACACAAAAGCGAAGUCUUCGGCAUAUUCAAAACUUGGCUAGCCGAGGUUGAACUCGAGACGGGUGCGACGCUGAAGGUCCUCCGAACCGACAACGGUGGCGAAUACUGUUCGAGAGCGUUCACAGAGUUCUGCAAGACACGAGGCACCCGUCGACAAUACUCUAUCCCACGCACGCCUCAACAGAACGGUCGUGCAGAGCGGGUCAAUCGUUCCAUUGUCGAAGGCGUCCUUGCCCUCCUUGUCGACGCCCACCUACCCAAGACAUUCUGGGAGGAGGCUGCAGCUUAUUUCGUUUACUGCAAGAACCUGUGUCAACACGCGGCCCUGGACAAGGCAACACCAAACUCCGUCUGGCAGGGUGACCACACCACUGCCUCGGCGCUUCACCCGUUCGGCUGUACAGCUUGGCUUACGGUCGCGCCCGAACUUCGCUCCAAACUCGACCCGAAGGCGGUUCGCGUUUUUUUCACCGGCUACGACCUGGCUUCAAAAGCCUUUCGCUUCUACGACACUACAACACAGAAGAUUAUACUUGGCAGAAAUGCCACGUUCCUCGACACUGAAUUCCCCGGAUUACAUGGCGACCCCACUGAGCAAGACGGCGACACGCACUUCGCCAGCGCUCCCACCACCGAAUCUCAAACCGUUGUCAAGACAUGGACCCCACUAGUAAGGUCGGCGCACAUGGACGUCUCAUCCCCCCUUGAUGAUUCUGCCAUGAGCGCCGUUGACGUGGCCCCAGGGUACACUGGCGGAACCUUACUUAACUUCACAGAUGCCGAAUCGUCCUCGUCACCGUCGCCUGCGUCGCCCUCAUCACCGUCGUCUGCGCCAUCGCCUGCACUUUCACCAUCGUCGGCUGCGUCAUCGUCACCCUCGGCCUUACCGACCGACUCUGAAGACUCCGCCGAUCCCCUCGACCUCCUCGGCUCACAGCCCCAGGUUCGCCUCGAUCUACAGGACGUGCACCACCCAGACUUCAGCACGUACCGCGAGCCCGCAUCGGCUGAGGAGUCGCCCGACGAACUCGACCUCAUUGGGCGCCACUCUCGCGACGAAUCUCCGGACGAAAUCGAUUUCCUCACCCGACACCACCGCGCCUUCAUCGCCAUCGACGACGACACCUCUGACACAGAGGCAAUUCAGCCAGUCAAGUCCAUCACGAGCGACCCACAGACCUGGCGCGAGGCGAUGUCUAGCGACAAGCGUGAAGUAUGGGCCAAAGCCGCCACCGACGAGUUCACCUCCAUGCGCGACGACUUCAAGGUCUUCACCAUCGAGGACCGAGCCACGGUGCCCGCGGGUGCGACUAUCGUUACAUCCAAGUUCGUCUGGAAAACGAAACGGAACGCACUCGGCGAAGUCACUGGACACAAGGCAAGGCUGGUCGCGCAAGGCAAUCGGCAACGCGACGGCAUCGACUUCAACGAAACGUUCGCACCGGUCGCACGCUUCUCCUCGCGCUGGCGGCCGCCAACGGCUUGCACGUGCACCAGGCGGACAUCGACAAAGCAUAUCUGCAUGGCGACCUUGACCACGACAUCUGGAUGACGGCACCGCGCGGCUUCGACCUUCCCAGCGACAAGGUGCUUCGCCUGCGACGCUCCAUCUACGGGCUCAAACAGGCUGGCCGAAUCUGGAAUCGACACAUCGACGCUUCGCUUCGGGCCCUCGGUUACACGGCGACGGGCACCGACCACUGCGUAUACUCUUGGCUCGAUGAUCGUCAAUGUCCACACUACAUCGCACUGUACGUCGACGACCUCCUGAUGAUCAGCCCGGAACUGGCCGAAAUCGAACGUGUCAUCUCAGGCCUGGACCAACGCUACGGAGUCAAGCGCCUCGGCCCGGCCGAGUAUAUCCUCGGCAUCCAGAUCAGGCGGUUCGACGACGGCUCUAUCGCCCUAUCCCAGGAACGGUACAUCAUGGACGUGCUCGCUCGGUUCCACUUCGACACCACGACUCGCGGCACUACAGUUCCGAUGACUCCCGGCCUUUCGCUCACUGCUAUCCCGGGUCAAGGCACCGAACGGAUCAGGUCAUGGUAUCUGCAGGCUAUCGGCUCGCUCCUCUACAUUUCGCUCGGUACCCGCCCUGACAUCGCCUUCGCCGUGUCCUACCUGGCCCGCUUCGCCAACAACCCCGGUCGUCGUCAUUGGAUUGCGGUCAAGCACAUCCUACGCUAUCUCCGGGCCACGUAUCGCAACGAACUCGUGUAUGCUCGCGGCCAGGCUCGCAUCACGGGUGUGGUAGGCUACUCCGACGCGAACUGGGGGGCCUGCAUCGACACAUCGGUGUCCACCAUGGGCUACGUCUUCUACAUCGCUGGCUCGGCCGUGUCCUGGUCGUCCAAACGCCAGUCUCGAGUUGCCGAUUCGACCACCGACGCUGAAUACCUCGCCCUCUCGCAUGCUGGCAAGGAAGGGAUUUACCUCAGUCAGCUGCUCGAAGAGCUCCAUGUACAACCUGUUGCACCGGCUCACAUCUUUACUGACAACGAAGCCGCUGCUGCAGUUGCUCACGAUCCUGUCCGCGUCUCUGGCACUCGGCACAUACGCUUGCGUGAGCACUUCGUUCGGGACAUGGUGAAUCGGGGCGACAUCUCUCUCUCGCAUGUGGGUACCAGCGACAUGGUGGCCGACAUCUUCACCAAGGCUCUCGGCCCAAAGGUCUUCUCAACGCACUGCUACGCCCUCGGCCUUCGCACUCGACACCCGCGGCUUGGGUCUGCCUCGCAUUCGCGUGGGGGGGGUGUGAAGAGUCCACUCUCAGCUCGACAGGGGCGCCUCGGUCGUUGCGCGCACUUGCUAGCCCGCCCCCGGCGGUGGGGACUUAGACGCGCGCGACUGCCUCAGCGCGCCAGCGCCGGCGGAUUCAUGCGCGCGCCCGCUAGCCCGCCCCCUUGCGGUGGGGACUUAGGCGCGCCGGCGAUUUCACCCGCGGCUGACUUAGGGAUGUACAUUGUCACGCGCCUGGGACUAUCCCAGCGUGGCCCCCCCCCUUUCUGUUUCUUAGCUUCCUUCUCAUCACUUCUGUUCGACUCUCAACCUCUCCUGACAGUAGUGGUGAACGUCUCAUUUCGCCUUCGCAGCCAAGCCGUCGCCUCCUGCCUCGCGCCGGCCUGCUCAACUCACGCCCGCGCGCCGCCGCCUCCACGCCGGGCUCUGGCCGUCUGCCCUCCAGUCUUGCCCAAUGCCUCCACUUAGUCACCAGCAGCUUGCCGCCGCCGUCCUCAUGUUCCAUUUCAAGAGUAUCGCCCAUGCAUGACGCCCGCCGUUCGCAACCUGAGUCUCGUCGCUAUGGACUCCCUCGCUCACCAACACUUCAUAGAUAGGUUUCCCCUCGUGGCCGUUGUCCAACACGACCCCUCUGAAUGUGGAGUUUGCCCUUGA
Microbotryum saponariae is the source of this 5126-nucleotide messenger RNA. Lineage: Eukaryota; Fungi; Basidiomycota; Microbotryomycetes; Microbotryales; Microbotryaceae. The record is from the annotation of a GenBank genome assembly.